AUGGAGCACUUGACCAUUAGCAAGUCCGGCAACGAGGCUGACUCCUUUCGAGUCUUUGUUUUUGGGGAUCAAAGUAGCUUCAGCCUAUCGAAUUUGCAGCUACUUCUUCUAAAGAAGAAUAACCCUUACUUGACGCUGUUCACUGAUCGAGUGAAUGUCGCUCUGAGGCAGGAGAUAGCUCAGCUUACAAUCGCCGAGCGCCAAUGGUUUCCUGCUUUCUCCAGUAUAAAGAAUCUUGUUGCCCGAGGGCUGAAGAAGGACAAGAAUGCAGCGCUGGACAGUACCUUGACGACAAUAUACCAGAUUUGCGCCUUUAUCAACUACUUCGGAGACUGCGAUGAGAUAUACCCAUCUAACCUAAACAACUACGUCUCGGGAUUAUGUAUUGGAACAUUGGCUGCAGCCGCAGUCGGCUCUUCAAAGUCCCUGGGUGAGCUGGUGCAAGCUGGUGUGGAUGCUGUCCGUGUGUCAUUAAAGAUAGGCCUCCUGGCUGCUCGGACGGCCGCUUUGUUCGGCCACCACAGAUCCAACGGUCCCUCUUCCUGGUCAUAUGUGGUUGCCGAAUCACAAUAUCCGCUGGCACUUGCUGAAAAGGCCAUCGCAGCCUAUAAGGAUAGCAGCAUGAUUCCGCCCCUGUCGUCGCCGUACGUCAGCGCCAAAGGCCAAAACUCUUGGACAGUCAGUGGUCCGCCGGAAACUGUACAGAAGUUUUUGGAGUCUUCACAAUUUUUAGAAACGCCAAAAUCCACGCCCAUCUCUGUGCAUGCGCCAUACCACGCACCGCACAUUUUCUCUGCUGUAGAUGUUGAGCAAAUUCUUCAAGACGUUGGAUCGGUCAGCGACCUGUCAAGCAAAAUUCCCUUCAUUUCUAGCUCAUCGAGUUGCAGCACGCUGGAAAACAGUUGCUUCCGAGACUUGCUGCACCAUGCCAUUGAAAGCAUUCUCGUUCUACCGCUGGAUCUACGCGAUGCUGCUGCGAACGUACAGAAGACACUGAAAAGAGCAAGCUCUACGGGCCAAUACAUUCUAUGCCCAGUCGCGACCAAUGUCUGUCCGAGUUUCAAGGCCUCGUUUUCGCCAGAAUCAUCUAAGCAAGUCGUGAUUGUGGAUAAGAUCAUGGAGAGUAUAGCUGCUGAUCCUGCUUCAAAAUCUUCCAGUGCAGUCAAACCAAGCGAUGCUAAGAUAGCAAUCAUUGGAAUGUCUGGCAGAUUUCCAGAAGCAGCAGACGUGGAAGAAUUCUGGAACCUGCUUUACCAAGGGCUUGACGUCCAUCGACGUGUUCCAGAAGACAGAUACAAUGCAGAAAAGUACUAUGAUCCAACCGGCAAAAAAAAGAAUACGAGCAAGAUUUUGCACGGAUGUUGGAUUAAUGAGCCGGGGCUAUUUGAUGCAAAGUUCUUCAACAUCUCUCCGAAAGAGGCUGAACAAUCUGACCCUGGCCAACGUAUGGCCUUGACGACAGCCUAUGAGGCUCUUGAAAUGGCAGGUAUCGUUGCUGAUAGGACGCCAUCGACUCAGCGAGACCGUGUUGGAGUAUUCUACGGCAUGACUAGCGACGACUACAGAGAGGUUAGCUGCGGCCAAAACGUCGACACUUACUUUAUUCCAGGUGGAAACCGAGCCUUUACUCCAGGCAAGGUGAACUAUUUCUUCAAAUAUUGCGGCCCAUCAGUAAGCGUCGACACCGCUUGCUCGUCCAGUCUUGCAGCCAUCCACCUUGCCUGUAACGCGAUCUGGCGCAAUGAAUGUGACACAGCGGUCGCUGGCGGAACGAAUGUCAUGUCAAACCCUGACAGUUUUGUGGGAUUGGACCGUGGGCAUUUCCUUGCCAGGGAGGGCAACUGCAAAACUUUCGAUGAUGCAGCUGAUGGCUAUUGUCGCGCAGAUGCGGUUGGCACCAUUGUUCUGAAGAGGCUUGACGAUGCAAUCGCAGACCAUGACCCCAUCCUGGGAGUCAUUUUGGGCGCGCAUACCAACCAUUCUGCGGAGUCUGUUUCAAUUACCAGACCGCACUGCGGAGCUCAAGAGGAGAUCUUUUCCAAGCUUCUCACUGAGACUGGCGUUCCUCCCAAUCAGGUCAGCUACAUAGAGAUGCACGGCACCGGCACACAGGCUGGCGAUGCUACUGAGAUGGCGUCGGUCCUCAGCUGUUUUGCUCCAUCUUAUACGCGACUGCCGCAUGAAAGCCUUCACUUGGGAUCAACAAAGGCAAAUGUCGGGCAUUCUGAAUCUGCAUCCGGUGUUACAGCGCUGAUCAAAGUUUUGUUGAUGAUGGAAAAGAACCUCAUCCCGCCUCACUGUGGCAUAAAGGGCAAAAUCAACCACAAAUUUCCCACAGAUUUGGAACAACGCAACGUGCAUAUCGCCAUGUCUGCCACGAGGUGGGAUCGAAAGCGCGAGUUUAACAACAUUCGCCGUGCCUUUGUCAACAACUUCUCUGCCGCAGGUGGCAACACGGCACUCAUCAUGGAAGACUACCCGGAACUCACGAUGAACUCAUCACAACCUGAUCCUCGGACAGCUCACGUUGUGACAGUGUCUGCCAAGUCAAUUCCAUCUCUUAGAGGAAACUUGGAGAAACUGAGAAAUUUCGUUCAGCAGCAAACAGGUGCAGAUGACUUCUUACGCAAGCUGUCUUAUACAACUACGGCUCGAAGGAUGCAUCAUCCAUUCCGUGUUGCCAUCCCAGCUGCAAACUGCGAGCAGCUGUUGAGCGCCUUGAAUGAUAUGGCCAAACGAGACACUCAUAGGCGCUCCGAAGAAACGCCAGUCGCUUUUGCAUUCAGCGGCCAGGGGGCACAGUAUAGCGCCAUGGGACAGCAUCUGCUGCAGUACGCGACAUUCCGCAAGGAAAUCGAGUCUUACGACAUUCUAGCUCAACGCCAUGGAUUCCCUUCAAUCAUGCCACUUGUCGAUGGAUCUGGCACGAUUGAGGAUCUUGAGCCGCUGGUGGUCCAACUCGGUACUACUUGCAUUCAAAUGGCUCUCGCGAGCUUCUGGAUAGCAUUGGGCAUGAAGCCAGCCUACGUGGUUGGUCACAGUCUAGGCCACUAUGCGGCACUCAAAGUCGCUGGUGUUCUCACAGCAAGCGACACAAUCUACCUUGUGGGCAUGAGAGCUCGUCUUCUUCAAGAAAAAUGCACCAUAGGAAGUCACGAGAUGCUGGCAGUCCGAAGCAGCGUGGAGGAGAUUCGGAAAUAUUUGGAUGCAAGCAUUCACGAUGUUGCUUGCAUCAAUGGCCCACAAGAUACCGUUGUCAGUGGCUGUGUAGCUGACAUCGAGAAUCUGUCUCAAAAGCUUACAGCCAACAACAUCAAAGCAACAAGGGUCAAUGUUCCUUUUGCGUUCCAUUCGGCCCAGGUUGAUCCCAUUCUGGACCAGCUUGAAUCUAUUGCUUCUAAUGUUACCUUCCACUCUCCGAGCAUCCCGGUUGGCUGCCCUCUACUAGGUACAACUUUCCAGGUCGGUGAGACACCGUCUCUUAAAGCUAAGCAUAUCAGAGACCACUGCAGAGAAGCCGUCAACUUCCAUGGAGUCCUACAAGCCGCUAAAGAUGAUGGCUUAAUCUCUGCAAAGACAGCCUGGAUUGAGUUAGGCCCACACUCAGUGUGCUCUACGCUCUUGAAAGCCAAUCUCGGGCAGGACAUUACCGCCGUCCCUUCCUUGUUGCGCAAUAAGGAUGGGUGGCAGGUUUUGGCUUCGAGUCUUGAGACUUUGUAUUGCAAGGGAAUAUCCAUCAACUGGGAUGCAUAUCACGAGGACUUUGAAGCUUGCAAGGAGGUAUUACGGCUACCCGCCUACAGCUGGGAAAACAAGAAGUACUGGAUUGAUUAUGUGUAUGAUUGGCUACUCACGCGAGGUGAUCCUCCCCCACAACUAGUUGCUCCAGCGCCAGCACCAGCGCCAGUUUCUACCUUUUCAACGGCCUCUGUCCAUCGAAUUGUCGAUGAGAUCAUAAGUAAAGAGAAGCUCAAUCUCACGGCAGAAUGCGAAUUCACAAGCGAAAAAUUGCAUGAAGUGGUAUUCGGUCACGUUGUUAAUGGUAAUCGGGUUUGCACAUCGUCAUUGUACAGUGAUUUUGGAUUGACUCUGGGCACGUAUAUCCUUCAAAAAUAUCGACCGGAUCUCGAGGGUUAUUCCGUAGACAUCCAGGACAUGACUAUCCAUAAACCUCUAGUCCACAAGGAUGGUCCAGCCAUGCUUUUGAGGAUCAACAUUGAGCACGAUAUAACUAAUAGCAGAGCGGCAAAGAUGUCCAUAUACAGUAUAGAUGCCAAGGGGAAAAAGACUGUCGACCAUGCUCAAUGCAGGCUUCACUUUGAGCGUCCCAAAAUCUGGCAAGAAAACUGGGACAGUACUCAAUACUACGUCGAGCGAAGUAUUGAGUGGCUCAAACAGAAAGCUGACCAAGGUCACUACAGCCGUCUCUCUUCUGGAGUUAUAUACAAGCUUUUCUCCAGUUUGGUCGACUACAGCAACGCCUACAAGGGUAUCCAAGAAGCCAUCAUCAAUGCGGAAGACUAUGAAGCGACCGGCUUGGUCCAGUUCCAAGUUGAUGAGGGCAGCUUUCAGUGUAACCCCAUGUGGAUAGACAGCUGUGGGCAACUUGCCGGGUUCUUGAUGAACGGGCAUGCAAAGACUCCAAAAGACCAAGUCUUUAUUAACCAUGGCUGGAAGUCUUUUAGAGCCGUCAGGAAAUUCUGCAAAGACAAGACCUAUCGCACAUACGUCAGGAUGCGACCAAUGGAAGGCACCAUUUAUGGCGGAGACGUUUACAUCUUUGAUGAUGAAGGCGUUGUGGCAGUCUGUGGAGACAUUAAAUUCCAAGGUAUUUCCAGAAAGGUAUUGAACAGCGCGAUGCCGCCGCCGAAAUCUACAAACGAGGCCCAACCACAACCCCGUCCUCGUCCUACAGCCGCUAAAGAAAUCCCUGCAAAAAGUACAACCACUGUAUCAUUAACGCAGCUCUCUUGCCAUACUGAAGUUGAACCUCUAAAGCUCGAUGCGGCUCUGAAGUCCGCGUCUGCUGCGUCUGCUGCAAGAAAUCCUAUGCAUCCCAUCAUUGCGAUUUUGUCUGACGAGGUUGGCAUUCCCUCAGCUAGUGUCCAAGAUGACUUUGUCUUUGCAGACAAUGGAGUUGACUCGCUUCUGUCCCUCAAAAUCGCGGGAAGAUUGCGCGAAGAACUUGGUCUGGAGCUUGAAUCGUCAGUAUUCGAAACCUGCGCAACGGUUGCUGAUCUUGUUGCCCACCUUGGCUACAGCACUUUCUCAUCUGAUCAGUCUACUGAGCAGUUGAGUGAGACUGAAGGCUUCUCUUCAAGCAGCGAGCCCUUCACGACUUUGACCAGCAGCGCGACUACACCUCUGCGAGAAUCCGUCUCUUCUAGCCUGUGCAAAGACGUGUGCGCUAUUCUGGCAGAAGAGAUUGGCGUAUCUACGAGCGAGAUUAUGAAUGACGUUAACCUCGGUGAACUGGGCAUGGAUUCACUCAUGUCACUGACUGUGCUUGGUCGUCUUCGCGAAGAGCUAGAAAUUGAGCUCGACGAUGACUUUUUCGUGUCUUAUCCCGACUAUAGCUCUUUCAAGCACAUGUUCCAGUCAGCCACUCCACAGGAAUCUGAGCCAGACAUGUCCGAAGAGUUGCACAAAUAUCGGGCAUCGUCAAUUCUCCUUCAAGGAAAUCCCAAGACUGCGCUCUAUACACUGUUCCUUCUCCCAGACGGUUCCGGCGCUGCAGUUUCAUACGGGCCCAUUGACGCUGUUGGAAAAGAUGUCUGUGUAUAUGGGCUUAAUUGCCCUUGGCUUAAAACUGCUGAGAAGCUGGUGCACUUUGGUCUCAAAGGUCUGGCUACACUCUACGCUGAAGAGAUUAAACGAAGGAUGCCGCAGGGACCUUAUAACCUGGGCGGGUGGUCUGCAGGAGGCAUCUGUGCUUAUGAGGCAGCAAUUCAAAUGACACGGCAAGGAGAAACUGUUGAUCGUCUCAUUUUCCUUGACUCCCCCAAUCCAAUCGGUCUGGAGAAGCUACCUGCUCGACUCUUUGACUUUAUCAAUGGCCUGGGCCUUUUCGGAGAUGGCAAAGCACCGGAUUGGCUAUUGGCGCACUUUCUCGCGUUUAUCGAUGCGCUUGACGAAUGGAAGCCAGUGCCCUGGGAUGAAGCUCUGAACAAUAAGGCGCCAGCACCGCGCUCAUUCAUUUUAUGGGCUGAAGAUGGCGUCUGCAAGGGCACAGAUGAACGCCCAGAAUACAGAGAUGACGACCCGCGUGAAAUGCGGUGGCUGCUCGAGAACCGAACGAAUUUUGGCGGCAACAACUGGGAUGUUUUGCUUGGUGAGAAGAAUCUGUCGAUUGAACGGAUAAAGGAUGCGAAUCAUUUUACAAUGCUACACAAGGGCAAGAACACGCAGCGCGUUGCGGCUUUUAUCAAGAGUGCAUUCGCAUAG
Messenger RNA from Trichoderma atroviride IMI 206040, 6444 nucleotides. RefSeq names its product Type I Iterative PKS. Gene Ontology annotation, molecular function: 3-oxoacyl-[acyl-carrier-protein] synthase activity; fatty acid synthase activity; phosphopantetheine binding. NCBI's taxonomy places the organism in Eukaryota, Fungi, Ascomycota, Sordariomycetes, Hypocreales, Hypocreaceae. Gene Ontology annotation, biological process: fatty acid biosynthetic process; secondary metabolite biosynthetic process. The record is from RefSeq and is a predicted model, not a curated record.